AUUGAAUGUCACCGAGUCCUACUCCUUGCAGCUCAGCAACCUGAUGAUGGCAGGCACAGGACCUUACAGAGUCAUGAUAAGCACACCGACCUCUUCACUGUUUACCAGUUAUGAUCUGAGGAUCUUCAGUGUGUAAGGGCACAGAGGACGAAUUCCCUACUGGUCAGGGUGAAUAAGGCCAUCCUCUAUGCUGCAGGGGUUGGGGGCUAGAUGGCCCCUGGUAGAUUGUCCCUUGGUUUCACUCUUUUGGGGUGUCCAGAACCUCUCUUAGGUAGAUCUUUCUCGUCCCUUUUCUUAUUCUUUUUUGUCCUCUUCAGUUGUCAGCAAAGUCUGGCUGAUGGCCCUGGUUGUGGCUGGUUAAAAAGCAUCACACAACUUGCUUCUUCCUCCAUUCAGCCCCUUAAGGGCUGGAAUUGGAAGAGUCAGAAAUCUUUUCUCCAAAGGGUUGUGGAUUCCUUGCUAUGUUCUCUCCCAUUUAUUCCCCGUGUCCUCUCCUCCUGGGAUGGCCUAGUAAGACCCCUUAUUGCUAUUUUUAUCUUUUAAAACUAUUGCUUCAAGCAGAGUGACUGCCAAGGCCUCAAGUUCAAGUGGAUUCCUUCAUCUGUGAGCACAGCACCUGUAAUGUCACCUUGAGAUGUUCUGUGGAGGCAGGAGGAGAGAACACCAUAUAUGGGUGGACACCAAUGGGACCAAGGGCCAUUCUGCCCCAGGAAGGAUCAGUCCUCAGUGACUCCCAGAACUCUUGUGAUCUGAAUUGGACCUAUACCUGCACACCUAUGAAUCCUGUUAGCAAGAGUGUCUCUAGCCUCAACCUUGUUAGGCAGCUUUGUGCAGGUUCUGAGGCAGCUGCAGGCACUUUCUUCCCAGUGACAUGGACUCUCCUAGGGAAGGGGCUUCUUCUCCUUAUAUUCCUGGGGGUACUAGGAACAUGGUACAUCCAGACACAGUUUCCCAAGGCAUCUGCUGAGAACCUCCAGUUUAAGAACUACUUCUCAAAGAUUAGUUUUGAUUGCUCAACAGUUUUCUAUAAAUGGAAUCAUAAGAGACCUGUUCACUCAAAAAUGUUUAAAAGCUUGAGUAAACACCCAGACAAAGAACAUAUCUCCUGCUACACACAGAUAAUCUGUUAGCUGGCAAAGGAAGACUUCUCAACAGGGGGCUUGAGCUGAAAGGUGAAUUGCAGGACGCUUUCAAGAAAAUAGGAGGCCAGAUUUUGCUGGGUGCUUUGAAGAUGAAGAAUGGCUACAGAAACUAACCUUCUUAGCAGACAUUUUUGAUCCCACGAGCAAGGUGAAUUAAGUCUCUUUAAGGUCCUGAAGAAAAUAUAUGGACUUCGGUGACAAGAUUCUUGUAUUUAAAAGGAAAUUGAGUCUUUGGAAAAAUCACAUUGUAAAAGGAAAUUUCACACUGUUUUCACUGCUGCUUGGGAUUAGAAGAAACCAACGAGUUUCAAGUCUUACUAAAAAUGACCUGGAAGUACUAGAGAAAAAAC
Messenger RNA from Aethalodelphis obliquidens (Pacific white-sided dolphin), 1492 nucleotides. RefSeq names its product SLAM family member 5-like. The transcript has 5 exons. Bases 684 to 1130 code for a protein of 148 amino acids. The record is from RefSeq and is a predicted model, not a curated record. Lineage: Eukaryota; Metazoa; Chordata; Mammalia; Artiodactyla; Delphinidae.